Molecule: messenger RNA, 810 nt
Organism: Cokeromyces recurvatus
Lineage: Eukaryota; Fungi; Mucoromycota; Mucoromycetes; Mucorales; Mucoraceae
Product: alginate lyase-domain-containing protein
Exons: 2
Cellular component (GO): periplasmic space
Molecular function (GO): lyase activity
Source: RefSeq, a predicted model, not a curated record
UUUUUAUCAAUGGGUUAUUAUUUUUUUAACAAUGAAAAUUAUGCUAUCCAUGCUGUAUCUUUAUUAGAUACAUUCUUUAUAAAUGAAAAAACUCGUAUGAACCCAAAUCUUAAUUAUGUUCAACUCAUCAGAGGUCCACAAAAUACACCUAAAAUAGGGAGAAAAGAAGGCGUCAUAAGCUCUAGAACACUUGCUCGUAUUGUCAAUAUCUUACCUCUUUUGGAAACAUUUAAUGGUUAUUAUCUAUUAAAACAAGAUAUAAUUCAUUGGUUUAAUUCGUAUCUCUCUUGGCUUACAUCAAGUCCACUUGCUUUGAAAGCCGCAAAUGCUAAAAAUAACAUUUAUACAUGGUACAUGGUACAAUUGACUUCAAUAGAAUAUUUUUUAAAUCCAGUAUCUCCUCGCGUACCCAAUCUUAUUUUAAAAUUCUUUAAUGAAGCAUUGCCUGAACAAGUUGAUCUCAAGACCGGUAAUCAACCAUUGGAAUCAAACCGUGCGAAACCUCUCCAUUAUUUAGUUUUUAAUAUGCAAGCUAUUUUAUAUCUUGCUGAAUUAGCUAAAGACAGUGUAGGAAUAGAUGUUUAUAAUACAAAUAGUUUAAUUCAUUUAGCUACUCAUUACAUAACUUCAACUUUUAUUGGAAAAGCUGAAGAUCAAGAUGUUACUGAAGCAGUCAGAUGUGUUGAAAUUUUAUUGAGUAGAAUGAAUGGUCAAGAUGAUUGCUGUCAAAGAUUUGUUGAUAUUUGCUAUCAUUGUAAAUAUUCCUCUAAAAUAGGCGGUCCAAAAAAUGCAAUUCAUUCUUUAUGGUGA